Messenger RNA from Cygnus olor (mute swan), 7510 nucleotides. RefSeq names its product zinc finger and BTB domain containing 7C (gene ZBTB7C). Bases 3490 to 5310 code for a protein of 606 amino acids. Gene Ontology annotation, molecular function: DNA-binding transcription factor activity, RNA polymerase II-specific; RNA polymerase II cis-regulatory region sequence-specific DNA binding; protein binding. The record is from RefSeq and is a predicted model, not a curated record. The transcript has 4 exons. NCBI's taxonomy places the organism in Eukaryota, Metazoa, Chordata, Aves, Anseriformes, Anatidae. Gene Ontology annotation, biological process: regulation of transcription by RNA polymerase II.
GCUUUUUUUUUUUUUACCAGCGGAGAAGCGGGGAGAGCAGGGCCCUUCUUUGGAGGAGAGGCUCCAAAACUUGUCUGCCGUGGAGACGCAGAGGCAAAGAAGUCAUUUGUUUAAGUCAUGGGAAUCUUUUUUUUCCCUGAAACUGCCUCAGGGGUUUUGAACCUCUAGGGCUUGCAGUUCUAAGUGCAACAAUUAAAAGUUUGGGAUAUUUAGGGAGCUCUGCAUAGCUGUUUUUCCUCUUUCAUAGUUCCGUCAUACCUUUUAAUUAAUUCCCUUUAAUUGCUUUUAAUUUCCUUUCCUCCUUACUUCUCCCUCAGUAUAACUAGCGCUGUCAUCCUUUUAGUUUGCCUUUCAAGUUGGAGGCUCUGUGUUUGAUUUCGCUUCACCCACGUCGUGUCUUGCAGCUAUUUAAUUCCUGGAAAGCUUCAGCUCCAGCGAUUAAAAUCUAAGUGGAUUCAGAGAACCUAAAAGGAUCGCAUGCUUCAUGGCUUUCUCUUUAUUAACAUGAGAGGGAAACAAAGCGUAAUAAAAGAUCCAUCUUGCCUGGGCAAGGGCCACUUUCCAUCACUUGUACUUUUGUGGUACCGUCACAGUGUGGAUGUUCUUAGUCACCGGUAACAAGAUAAAGAGCAUCCUGCUAUCUAGUGCUGGCGGGCUUCUGAGAGGGGCUGCUGGGAUGACACACGGCCCUGUCUCGUUCUGUUCUGCUCUCAGAUGCUCAGCAGGGCUCCCAGGUGCCUUUGUGGGCAGCCCGUACCCCAGUUCUCCUUUCCUUUGGGGUUGUAGGACUGGGGCACGGCCCGCGGGCUGGCGGGGAGGGAAGCAGGGCACUGCUUUCGACUAGCCUGUUAUUAAAAUUUUGACAUUUGUCUCUGAUAGCUCUCAUUCUUAAUGUGCUCGAAAGGGCAUGGUGCAUUCUGGUGGAGGUACUUUCCAGCCCAGUCAAAAAUAAAAGCAAGUAAAACCGCUGACAGCCACCCAGAAGGGUCCUAGGGACUUGGACCCAGCCCUCAGCAGGUGGAUAUCAGCGUAGCUCCGUGGGGCCUGGCCAAUGUGCUCUAUCUGAACAGCUGGCUCGGGGAUGGGAAUCGUGUGUUUAAAUUUUCUACACCCUCUCUUCUCGAGUGGCAUCGCUAUUGCUUUAUCUGAUCUACCCUCAUUUACUGCUCCUCCAUUUGUAGUGGUAUCUAAACACAGCACUGCCCAGACCUAGCAGGCCUUCAGGCCCUCCUUGGCAGCUUUCCUCCCGACUGCUGAAGGAUGAACGCUUCCAGUGCUAUCAUUAAUUGCCUCCAAGGACUGCAGGAGUGAGAGAGGGAAAUGCUGAGCACUGGGCUGCGCUGGUGUCCGGCAUCGGGGUCUCCGGGGAUGGUCUUGGCUGAAGUGGUGGGGGCAUCUGCGAGGAUGAGGUGACCAGUGCUGUGUUUGGAUCACUGCAGCCAUAAUCCUGUCUGGAACUGCCCCUAUUGCCUGCUUCAUCCUGUACGGCUGUGUUGUGCCUGUAAAGCCCCUGAGGAGUUAACGCUGGGGUUGUGGUGGAGGGGAGGGUCUUGGUGGGCUGUGCCUGGGGUAGGGCAGGCUUGUGGGUCAGCACUAUGGGGGCUGGGGGAGGAAAUUAUUUGGGCUAAUCUAGGUGCUAGAGCGGAAAGAAACAGCUGAGUUUGGGUGGAAAGUAUGAUAGCAGAGUGAGCAGCGGGAGGAACACAGCCCUGGGGCUUACGGGUGCCAAGAAGAGCGGCACUACGGACAAACAGACCUCUUGCCACCAAAAGGACUGACUCACGCUGCUGAGGAAGCUCAGCGUGGAUUAUUGCUGUCCUGCUAGCAGCCUGAAUAGCAAUGCUGGCAGUAAAGCAGCCGACCCCAAUCAGAAGCCCAUUUUGGUGGGUGAGACCAGGGAGGGGGGCAGGUGGGAGAUGUUUGGUGCUGGGCUGGAAGCCGCAGGGUGUGUUUUUGGAGCUUGAAGCAUGCAGGAGCUGGUUUCUUUGGCUGCUGACAUCCCUUCUGUAGGGUGGUGCAGGGCUUUUUAGGGGACCCCUGGUAGGCAGCCCCUCGUUGACAAGGGAGAAGGGUUACGGCUCGUACCGCCCUGUCCAGGUGGGACCCAGGGUGGCCAGGAGUUGGUGGCAGCUGGGUUAGGCCCCAGACUGUCCUGCCCCCGGUUUGGGAGCCCAGGCCUGAAGCAGCUCAGGAGCAGACAGUCACCAAGAGGUGGUGUUUUGCAGCGAGCUGAUCUGAGGGCUCUAUGCCUUUGCAUCUGACAGUGAAUUACGCCGGUGAGAGCAAACCUCCCGAGGUGCUGAGGUGGCAGCGGCGCACGUUGCUGCAGUGGCUGAGUGGCAGUCACUUGGGAGCUUCCAGGUCCCCAUCUGUCUGGGCAUGUCCUCGUGCUGCCAUCAGGGAGCCUGGGGACAGCAGCUGGCUGCAGGCUCAGCCCGGGUCCUGAGCACAGUACCUUCUUCUCGGGACACCAGGGAGCAGCUCGUGCACCUUCACAGCAUCCUCCACCGAUCCCCAGGGUGUGGUGAGGGGAUGCGCGUCCCCCGUGUGGCACUUCUGUCCCCAGUACAGGCCCCAGAGGGAAGUUUUGGGGAGCCACAGCAGCCGAGGCGGACCCGUGGCCACUCAUGCGCGAGGCAAGGCGCUUUGUCCUCCCAGCAGGAGCCGGGUCAGGUUGUUGACCGUGCAUCCCUUGGCACACCGCUCCGACUCCUCCUGCUCCCGUCUCAAUAACCCGAGGGCCGCGGGUUGCCAAGGCCUCCCCGUUGCUAUAGCGAGGCGAGACAGGGCCGAGCGCUGCCUUCCUCCACCACCCAGCUUCUCCUAAUCGCACCUGAAACGCACGCCACACGUUUCACCGAAAUUAAUAUUUCAUGGCCUUAAAAAAAACAAAAAAAAAAUUAAUUAUCAAGGCAUUUUCCUGUUGAAUCAACUUAAGAGUCUCUCCGGCUGGAACGAGUUUGCGGCACUAACUGUGAAGUUAAAAUAUUUAUCUUCAUAAACGUGUCACCCGAGCCGUGCUCUUCCUCUCAGGGUAAUUAGUGCAAGGCAUGUUAGCCCAAUCAGCAAGGUGCCUGGGAGACACAGAUUUGCCUCUCGCUUCUGGGCGUGGUGAGGAGAUGAUUUAUUAAACGGAUUGGAGAGCCGUGAGUCUGGCCAGACCUCUGAGCAAAACUGCGGCGGAAAGGGGAAGAAAAAGAAAAAAAAAAAAGGUGAAGCGUUUGCAGGCAGGGUUAUUUCAGCAGAGUCGGUUGCUGACUUUGAGGCAUCCUCUGCCGAAGCUGUGCGGACCCAGGGAGCACCCAGCUGUGGGAGGCAGUCCUGGUUUUAAUUUGGUACACCUGGGGACUUGGAUUGCUUUAAUAAGGAUUCAGGCUCCAAGGCUGAUCCUGCUGAAAGCCCCUGAGAUACUGACCUCUAUGGGAACUGAGACCACUUGACUGCACUCAGCACCUUUCAGGAUCGGGUCCCAGGGCACUAAAUGAGAAUAUGGCCAAUGGCAUUGAAGAUCUUAUCGGGAUCCCAUUCCCAAACCACAGCAGCGAAGUCCUGUGUGGUUUAAACGAGCAGCGGCAUGACGGUCUCCUCUGCGAUGUCAUCCUCAUCGUGCAGGACCAGGAGUACCGGACCCAUCGGUCUGUCCUUGCUGCCUGCAGCAAGUACUUCAAAAAACUCUUCACUACUGGCACUUUAACAGACCAGCCCUAUGUUUACGAGAUUGACUUUGUCAAGCCUGAAGCACUUUCUGCCAUCCUCGAGUUUGCCUACACCUCGACCCUCACCAUCACCACCUCAAAUGUCAAGCACAUCCUCAGCGCUGCCAAGAUGCUGGAGAUCCAGUGCAUUAUCAACGUAUGCCUUGAAAUCAUGGAGCCCGACAGAGAGGUGGAAGAGGAAGAUGACAAAGAGGACGACGACGAUGAGGAGGAUGAAGACGAAGAUGAGGAGGAGGAGGAGGAGGAGGAGGAAGAAGUGGAAGAUUUUGUCAAUCAGGAGAACCUAACUGAUGUCCAAGAAGUAAGCUGUCACCAAAGCCCUUCUAAGUCUGAUCUUACCGAAGAAGCAUACACAGAAGCACCUAAAGACUUUCCAAAUCACUACCCAGCCAGUAACUCCUCCGGACACUUGGGUGUGAUACGAGACUUCUCCAUCGAGUCCUUGCUAAGGGAAAACUUGUACCCUAAGGCGAACAUCCCGGAAAGGAGGCCAGCUCUCUCUCCUUUCACCCCCAGCUUCUUCCCCCAUCUGUGGAACGGCGAUUUUAGCGCCUUUCCCCAGCUCGAAGAGCCACAAGUAGACAACGGCCCCUUGGAUCUGGUGAUCAAAAAGAGGAAGAUCAAGGAAGAGGAGGAGAAGGAAGACCUGCCUCCACCUCCUUUCCCUAAUGACUUCUUCAAGGACAUGUUUACCAACACCCCAGCGGCUCCCUUAGGGCACAUUAAGGCAGAGACCGACUAUGGCGCUUAUCUCAAUUUCCUCAGUGCUACCCAGUUCGGAGGAGUUUUUCCUCCCUGGCCCCUGGAGGAAGAGAGGAAGAUAAAGCCCAAGGCGUCCCAGCAGUGUCCCAUCUGCAACAAGGUCAUCAUGGGGGCCGGGAAGCUGCCCCGGCACAUGAGGACCCACACGGGGGAGAAGCCGUACAUGUGCACUAUCUGUGAAGUCCGCUUUACCAGGCAGGACAAGCUGAAAAUCCACAUGCGGAAGCACACGGGGGAGCGGCCGUACCUGUGCAUCCACUGCAACGCCAAGUUCGUGCACAACUACGACCUGAAGAACCACAUGCGCAUCCACACGGGCGUGCGGCCCUACCAGUGCGAGUUCUGCUACAAGAGCUUCACCCGCUCCGACCACCUCCACCGCCACAUCAAGCGGCAGAGCUGCCGGAUAGCGCGGCCGCGGCGGGGCCGCAAGCCGGCGGCGUGGCGGGCGGCCAGCCUGCUCUUCGGCCCCGGCGGCCCGCCGGUGGACAAGGCCUUCGUGAUGCCCCCAGCGCUGGAGGAGAUGAGCGGCCACCUCGGCGGCGCCGCCGUGUGCCUUCCCGGCCCCAGCCCCAAGCACUUUAUGAGCGGGGCCAAGACGGCGUUCAGCCUGCAGGAGCUGGAGAGCCAGUUCGAGGACACCCAGAUGAAGCUGCUCAGGCGAGCCCAGCUGGACAUGGAGAGGAACGCGAGCAUUUUCGCCUUCGCCCUAGGCCACAACGAGAACCUCGCGGCCCAACCUUUCUUCCCGCUCCCCGACCCUUGGAGCACGGGCUUCAGCGGCCUGGCGGGGCUCGGCCACGUGGCUCCAAUCUCGGAGGGCAACAACUAGCCCCGCCGGGGCGCCGCUGCCUCCCUCGCCCACCACAGGACCACCAAGAGAGCCAACCCCGCGCCGGACACGGCCUGCUGCCACCCGCGACCACCAGCGCUUUAGACUCAGCGAUGCGCUCGGUGGCCCCAUCCGGGAAGGCCAGGCCAGGGCUGCUGCUCUCCUCAACACUCCCAAAAAUGUCACUUGCCUUACUCUGGGGCACGGCCACCCCCCUGGGACCGCUCUGCCGGGGGACCCACGGGGGGCACUGGACGCCCUCAAGCCGUCCAGACUUGGUUUUGAUAUGUUACAUUCCUUGGCCCUUUUGGCCAAAAGGACUUUUGGGGGUUAUUGCUUUUGGUUUUGGUUUUGUUUUCAGUUAAAUUCCCAUGUCUGAAAACAAAACUUUAUUCCAAGAGGGGUCCUGGUGGAAGAGCGGGGUGAGCGGGGCAGCUCUGCACUGCCACAGCCUGGAGAGAUAAGGGGAUCGACUUUAUGGGGCUGUGCAGUAUGCAUUGGGACCCUAAACAGUCAAAAAACAGUUUGGAGAUCACUCCAGACAAAACCUGUGUGGAAAAGGGGAAUUUUGUUACUUUGGUUCUUUGGCCAUUUCUAAACUUCAGACAGAGAAUCAAACCCUGUUUUGAGCAUUUUAACUUCAGUUCCUUAAAAAGGUGAAGAAAGUUUUUUGGAAGGAUCAAAAAUGUUUUGAUCCAGAGCUUUUUUUUAAACCCUUGCUUUGGGAAAAGAAACCAUGAGGAAAUAUUGAAAUGAGAAAGUCGUUUCAAACCAAAGAGUCAGGAGAGCUCAGUGAGAAUUUGCCGCCACUGACCGUGUCUGGAUUUUUGUCCUUAAUCCCCCCCCCCCUCCUCUGCCCCUAAUUCCUAUAUAUAUUUUGAUGACAAAAAUUUUACAAAACACUUGGGUAUCCUUGAAUCUGCAAUGCUGAUCAGAAAAAAAUUCAGUGCGCAAAUUUUCCUGCUGCUGGUCUGAAGGGAUCUUUAGGGGAAAGGAGGCCACUAAAGAUUUCUUGCAGGCAAGGUUGUCUACUUGCAAGCAAGUAGAAAUCAUAUUUCUUCUCCAUUUGUUGCUUCAAAAGACAAGGGGAUAGCGUCCGACGGGCUGCUCUGAGCUCAAGGAGGUCCACGGUGGCUGCUGGGUCUGGGGUCCCCCCCGGCCUCCCUGCAGACCCUGCUCCAGCCACCCCCACCUGAUAUUUCUUCCCUCUCUCCUUUGAGGCCAAAAAGCGGCAGUGGGCUGGAAUCGCCCCGUGAGCCUCCUUUGGCCUGGCAGCUCCUAAAAAUGUGAGCUGCCUUUGAGAAUGAAGGCUUUGCCGGCGGUCUGCCUCUCGGACGUGGUGGGACCCCCGUUUCACCAUCUGAUGAGAAGAUGGCUUCCUGCGGGUGCCCGGUAGGGUGGUCUAUACAUGAAAUCAGUGCUUGAAAAUGUAAAUGUUACAAAUUAUGGCUUUUUCUUUAUUUCUUUACCGUUGCCUUUCAACAUAUUUACCAUUUACCUUUCAACGUCAGCAGGAUGAAAGGGAACGAGAGGACUGCAGGUCCAUUUUCCAUAGGUUUUUGGCUUGCCUGCAGAUGGUGCUGCUCUGAAGUGGUGACCAGAUGAGGGUCUCCCCACGGCAGCCUGGCACAUCCCCUCCUGUGCCCCCACAAGGGAUGCUCGUGCUGUGACCACACGUGGCUGAGCGCUGCCACAAACUGCCCGCUGCUUGCUCCUGGGAAGAAAUCUGCAGGAACUGUGUGCGCAACAAAUUGGUGGAGAAAAAACAGAAGAAAAAAAAAAAAAAGAGAACUUCUAAAAACAGCAACAAACUCUCUCUUUUUUUUUUUUUAAAGUCCAUAUCAACUUCUUACACAAGCGACGUUUUGCAGAUGACUGGUUACUUCAGGUAGUUUUUGUCUACAAUUUGGAGUCAUUGUAAAGUAUCCAAAGAAGCUAAGUACUGUAUAACCUACAAGAACUUGAAGCAAGGUGUUUUUUUUUGUCUCGAUUUGUUUGUUGUUUUUUUUUUUUUCUAUUUGUCUAUGGGGGAAAACAUUUGCAAUUUUCUAUUUAUAACUAUUUUUAUGUGAUUGCUUUACGUACAAAACAAUGGGGAAAAAAAAAAAAACAAAACAAAAACAAAAAAAAAAGGAGGGAGAAACACACACACAAACGAAUUUGCCUUAGUUACUCACGGGACAAUCACCCUUAACUUUCA